This is a messenger RNA of Durio zibethinus, 2794 nucleotides long. Its product is annotated as sororin-like protein. The record is from RefSeq and is a predicted model, not a curated record. NCBI's taxonomy places the organism in Eukaryota, Viridiplantae, Streptophyta, Magnoliopsida, Malvales, Malvaceae.
CAUUUUCAUGGCCCACUAAGCAUAUAAUAAAAUGGAGACAGAAUCUUCCCGCCAACCCAAAACCAGCCUCAUCACUGCCCUCUACAAGGGAAACCCGAAGCUGAAGAAUUCUCAGAAAAAACAACAGAAAAAUGGAAGAUACGAAAUCAAGAAGAAACACAAGCAAAAGGAAACCCCUCACUGAUCUCAGCAAUACAAUCCCAUCAUCUCUGCCUUCUUCACAAUCCUCUUCUUCUUCUUUAAUCAAACCCCAAGCCAAAACUUCACUCAUUUUGCCUCUUGAAUCCCUUCUCAACAACCCCAGUAGUAAUCUUAAUUCUAACUCCAAGUCUACUGCAACUGAAUCCACCAUCACCGAUAAUGUUAACAGUGACAAGAAGAAGGAAAAAAGUCAAAAUAACAAGGCAAAACCUAGCUCCAUGCUGUCCCCGUCGCUAAAAACGCCUUCUGUUUCGGGUAUUGGUGAUUGUGUGGAUUUUGAGCCUUGUACAGUUUACAACAGGAGACAUACAGCUGGAAAAAGGAACAGUAAAGGGAAGGAAAUUGCAGGGCGUUUGAGUUGCUUUUUUGAAACGAGGAUGCCAGACUUAAGGAGAAGAAAAGAUGGAGAUGUUGAUAUUGGUCUCUUCAAAUCGUGUCCAAUGCCACGGAAAAAGAAGCAGCGCCAAGAGAAGGCUGAGGUAAAUGCCUCUAAGCAUGACUUGCCCCAAGAUUUCAUUGACAAGCAUAGAGCAUAUUUUGCAGAGGUUGAUGCAUUUGAACUGGAAGAGGAGGUGGCAUCAGCUGAUGAGUUGGAAUAGAUGAAAAAGUAUAUAACUGUAAGAUUUAGGAUAAUGCAAUUCAGGUGCUCUAACCCAGUAAUAUUCUCUGUAUAUGGUUACCUACAAAUUUUGCUGUAAUAACCACCUUACCUAGCUAUAUCUGAUGCUUGAUAGUCUUCCCCAUCAAAAUCUAGUGUAUUCACUGGUCAUCACCUUGAUAGUCUAGUUUACAGUAGUGUUAAAUUGUUUUUGACAGUUUAUUUUUCUAUGUUUAGAAAAAUUGUAUUUCAUACUAAGCAUACUCUGCUGAGUCUGGCAUUGACACAUGGGCUUGAUUUCUUUGCAAUUGUGAAUUAUUGAUAUCAUCUUGUUAUUGAGGAAAUGCCUGCAAAAUCUGUUUGUUGACCAAAAGAUUGGAUUCUAUUCAAGUUUUUGCUUUGUACUAGCAAUAAUGCAGGCUGUGCAGCAAUACUGUUGUCCCAAUCAGCCAUGCUUGAACCCUUUUGCCUCUGCAUAGAAAAGGCUUGGAUCUGACUGUUUUGGUUGGGGUGAGGAAGCCUACUGAAAGAAAACUUUUUUCCCCAUAUUGGGGGUUAAAUAAGCCUAGUUUAUUAAUUUCUGUCCAAUAUGUUAAAUACUAAAGUACGAAAGGCAUGUUAUUGGGGCUUCUGCUGAAAGCCUGAGGUUCCUUCGCAGUCCAGGGAGCCUCGAGUAAUAUUUAUCUUACCAUAAACAAAAGAAACUUAAGGCUGCACCGUCAAGAUUAAUGCAGCCUGAUCAUUGUAGAGGGUGAAACUCUGUUUACUUUCUUAUAGUAUAGUGUUAAUCCUAAUCAUACCCACAUAAUUCACAUAUUUCAAGGCUUUAAGCAAUCAGGAAACUUAGAAGUAAAUUUCACUUUGUUAUCAAUUGCUCAUUAAGUAGCUUUCUAUCAGUUACAAUGUCCUAUAGAAGUGAUGUGAAAAUACCUAUUGUUCAUCACUUUUUUUUUUCUAAGUUCGGAAUAAUGAGACUGACAAUUGUUAUGGAAAUGGUUGCCAUAAUGCUUCUGGACACAUAAUUUUUUUUGCAGUUUCUUCUUACAUUCACAGUAGGUAAUUUCAAAUGAGUUUUCCGCAAUUGGUCCUUAUCUCUCCAGAACUUCCUGUAAGAGGCUUGAUGUUGCCAGUUUUGAUCAUAGAUUAGUCCAAGUCCUUGAAAAAUUCACAAGUAUCUGCAGCAUACUUUGUUACCAGAGAAUCAACAGAAGUGCCAAUAAAGAACCCUUGGUCAGAACGGAUGAGACCCUUCAUCUUCAACAAGUUGUGGAAGUACAAAUUAUCAAAACGAGUUGGCGUCUGGAAAUCAAGGGUUUGAGGCCAAUCAUCUUUUCCACGUUUUGGGCACUUGAGCUGCAAGGAUUUGGCGAAUGAGGGACCGAUGUUAAGAGUCAUUGUAGAUGUGUGUUUGAAACGUUGUGCACCUUGCCUGGCUAAUAGUGUCUGAACCUGCCAUUCAAGAUGAUCCAUUAAUUUGUUCAUGCGAUAAUUGGCAUGCUUAAAAGUUACAUGAUCAAUCAAAGAAAAGGAUUGGUCAUAUGGCUUCCCUUUUAUUUUUCUGUCAACAUCCCUUUGCUACAAAAUUGAGAAAAACUGUAUAAGAUCAUUCUUGAAAUAGUGCAGUGUAUGCCAACUUAGAGUCUCUUUAGCUGAAAGUGCCGCCAAAUCUUGCAAUGAAAGUCCUUGAGCAGCAAAGCUUGAUAGGAGAGCAAUUAUAUAGAAAUUGGGUCCAGGAAUGAAGUUGUUUGCAGCAGCCUUGCUAGCAGUGGUAAAAUCCCUUCUCCCUCGCUUUACUUUCCAUGAAGGACCCCCUAAUGUAGUCAUGGCAUUUGGCAGGUCUAGCUUUCGAAUCCCAAAACCCGCAACCCUUUCCUCUUUUCCCAAACUACACCCUCCUCUUUACAAAAAAAAAAAAAAAAAAAAAAAGAAAGAAAAAUUAUGGACUUACUUUGACAAUCGAAUCAUGAGCUGCGUGCUUACUUUAAAUUUAGCUUU